GAGCAGAGUGGAAUUCUUAAGACUGAGUUUGGGGAAACACAAGAUGAGAAAAGACCUAGAAAAAGGAGGUGUUGAAGACUAGAGCAAUGUUCUCUUUGGGUACUGUGGUUGCCUUUUACUGUAAAGGAGCUCAAUCAGUAAUAUUUCAGUUUUGAUUUUAAAGUUCUGUAAUAAACAACCUCACAUGGUAGGGAGAGGAGGGAGGUGUAGAGAAUUGCUGCUUGUGGUGUCGGUGCGCCCUCUGCUGGCGAGCUGAGACAUGCUCAUCUGAGAAGGAUGGGACCUUCAUUCCCCAGCCAGUUUCUCUUGUGGAUGGGGGACCAGCCUUAUUGUGUGGAGAAGACAGCAGAUGGCGCCAGAGAAACGCUAAUCCUUGGACCCUAGAGGAGAUGGGGAGUAGCUCUUUAAGGACAAAGUAGACAAGUGGGUAAAGACACAGGUGGUGCCCAGAUUUUUCCCCUGUGUAGGCCGCUGUUCCCACAAACAGGCCUUGUGGGCAGGACAUUCUGUCUCCACUGCCAAGUCAGUAACUUCCUGUCCCUGCCUCAGGACUAUAACUGCAGCUGCCGCUCAGACAGCUUGUCAAAACCACCUGCAGCUCAGGAUCCAGGAGCAUGGUCACAGGAAACUGGGCUUUUGGGGCAUUCCUUAGGAGCUGCUCCUGUCCCCAGAAUUCCAUGAUGGGGGUCCAUACCCUUGUAGGUGUGCUGAUCAUGGUGGGCUUCGUGGUGGGAAAGCCUCCUGUUCCUGAAGUGCGGACCUGCCACUUGUGCCUCGUAGAAGAUCCCACUGUAGGAUGCAUUUCAGGCUCAGGGAAGUGCACCAUAAGCACCUCAUCCCUGUGCAUGGUGAUCACCAUCCAUAGUUAUGGCAAGACUCGCUUCAACAUCCGUGGCUGUGGACAGCACAAUUCCUACCGCUGCAAAGAACUCCGCAGCACCUAUAUAACAGAUUACUGGUACCAGGUCCAGUGCUGUCAGUAUGAUUACUGCAAUUCCUGGUCCAGCCCCCAGCUCCAGAGCUCCCUGGCCGAGCCCCACGGCAGGCUCAUGCCCCUGUCUGACUUGCAGAUCCAGCAGUUCUACCAGGCCUUGAACCUUUCACUGCCUCAAUCUCGCUUUCAUGCUGUGAAGGAGCCUGAAGGCCUGGACCCCCUGGCCACCCUGCGCCAGAACCUGGGCCUAUCCACUGCUGAACUGCGCCACAUCUACUUGUUCUUAAACAGUUCGGGACUUCUGGUUCUUCCCGGUGCUGGACCCUGAUAGCCCCUUCUCAGAUCCUGUUGUCCCGCAUGUCUCCCUCACACCCCCAAGCUCCCUGCACGGCUCUCUCUCAGGACGCUCGUGUUCUCUGGUCACGGUGAUCCCUUAGGCUUCCCUCCUUCAGAUUUCCGGUGUCUAUAGCUUUGAUUCUUUUCCUCUCCUGAGCCCUAGUGGUGUUCUUUUUUCUAGACAAGAAUCUCAAGGAUGGGGUCUUCCCAGGCUGGCCAGAGAAAGGCACAAUCUUUUCUUUCAUCCCUUUGUCAUCAUCUGAAUGUCCAUCAUCUUCCCCCUCCUCUCUCAAUCUUAUUACCUGCCAUUUCAACUCAGAUCUAGCUCUGUCUCUAAGACCCAGUGCCAUACUGAACUUGAAGCAAGAAGGAUGAGGGGUAGAUGCCUGUAGAUUCCUUGACUGCGGUCUGGUGUCCCUGCCUCACUGUCUCCACCUCUUGGUUUCCUUUUGCCUUCUGUCUUUUAUCACAGUCUCUGGCUGCCUCAGUCCCAUCUUACCUCACCAAGCUCAUCACCCACACCCAUGGGCACCUCAUAAGAGGAGACAGGGUGCUCUUCUGUGCCCCAUAUCACUUGUUCCUCCACAAUAAACUGGGCCUGGGCUAAAUCUGUGUCACAUUGUUUAUGGGUUCUGGUUCAGGUGUGGGCAGGUGGAGACAGGUUAGAGAAGGUUAAUUAAGUGUGGGAUUGAGCCCUACCCACUCCACUCAGCUUUUGUGGCCUCUUGUUCUGUCUCGAAGAGCCAACAUCCUACCCAACCCUCUGCUCAGCUAGAGGUGAAAGCAGCCUACAGUACCUAAAAAGUUUAGCCCAGUUGACCAAAUGUCCGCAACAGCUGGAGCUGCGCCGAUCUGAAGGCAGGAGCCAGGAGCUUCUUCCAGGUCUCCCACAUGGGUGCAGGGGCCCAAGGACUUGGGCCAUUUUCCACUGCUAUCCCAGGCCAUAGCAGAGAGCUGGAUCAGAAGAGCAGCCGGGACUGGAACUGGCGCCCAUACAGGAUGUCAGCACUUCAGGCCAGGGCUUUAACUCACUGUGCCACAGCGUUGGCCCCAACCAUGUUUUAUCACCUACAAGAAAAGAAAAACUAUUUUCAAACCAGGAAGAUUUAGGAACCUAUCACGUUCCCGAAUCACGUGGUGCUGAGACAUGAACUUCUGUCUUUUCAAGGAUCUUGCGAUUAGAAACCCUCUGUUCUGAUUGAAGAAGGAGGUGCAAAGAGUAUUGAUGGGGCUAUAAUAGUUGGCUCUUCAUGUUUUUUUUUCUUAAAGAUUUAUUAUUUGAAAGUUACACAGAGAAGAAGAGACAGAGAGGUUUUCCAUCCGCUGGUUUACUCCCCAGUUGGCCACAAGGGCUGGAGCUGUGCUGAUCCGAAGCCAGGAGCUUCCUCCAGGUCUUCCCACAUGGGUGCAGGGGCCCAAGGACCAGGGUAUCUUUUUUUUUUUUUUUUUUUUGAGAAAGGUCUUCCUUCUUUUGGUUCAUCCCCCAAAUGACCGCUACAGCCGGUGUGCUGCACCGAUCCGAAGCCAGGAGCCAGGCGCUUCUCCUGGUCUCCCAUGCGAGUACAGGGCCCAAGCACUUGGGCCAUCCUCCACUGCCUUCCUGGACCACAGCAGAGAGCUGGACUGGAAAAGGAGCAACCGGGACAGAACCUGGCACCCCAAAAGGGACUAGGACCCGGGGUGCCGGUGCCACAAGCGGAGGAUUAGCCUAGUGAGCUGCGGUGCCAGCCAGGAGCAGGGUAUCUUUUACUGCUUUCCCAGGCCACAGCAGAGAGCUAGAUUGGAAGUGGAGCAACUGGGACUCGAACUGGUGCCCAUAUGGGAUGCGGGCACUCAGGCGGCUGCUUUUCCCACCAUGUCAGGUGCUGGGUCCGGCUCUUCAUUUUAAUAUUUUACUUUUAAAAAAUUAGAAACACGUACACGAAGGAGUAAUGGAAACAACCCUUUCUGUACAUUCAGUAGACACUGGGUGUAAACUGCUCUGAGCUGGGUCAGGUGUUAAGCACCAGGACUUCCAGCUGAGUGUAGCCAGGUGUCUGCCCCCUGAGUCUUACAUCCCAGUACUGGGGUUGUGGAACCGUUUUCUUAAUUUAUUUGAAAGGCAGAGAGACAGUUCCCAUCUACUGGUUCACUCCCCAAAUGCUGCAACAGUGGGGCCUUGGGGACAGGAGCCAGGAACUCGGUCUACAUCUCCCAUGUGGGAGGUGAGAACCAGUACUUUGGUGGUCAUCUACUGUCUCCCAUUGCGCACAUGAACAGGAAGCUGGACUUGGAAGUAGAGCUGGGAUUUGAACCCAGGCACUCCUGUAUGGGAUGUACAGCUUCUUGGUCACGAAGACAAGUGCCCAGCCCCAAGAAACCUUUCCCUAAAAAGCAAUCCCAGCUCCUCUGCCAUUGUGUCAAUCUCUGCUUUACUGGUUAUCUCUCAGGUGGGAAUAUAGUAUCUGUAACCAGCUUCCCAAGCUAAAGGCCUUGGCAAUACCCAAAGCUGCCCUUGUGCCCCUUCCCAUGUACUCCUGGUCAGCAGUAGCCAUUGUCCUGGUUUGGAGCACUUUAGAUGAGUUUGUCUGAUGAAAGUAUUUACAGCAUAUAUUCAUACCUAUACAAUGCUUUGUACAUGUAUUAAUAGACAAUGGGCCGGCGCCACGGCUCACUAGGCUAAUCCUCCCCCUUGCGGCACCGGCACACCGGGUUCUAGUCCCGGUUGGGGCACCGGAUUCUGUCCCGGUUGCCCCUCUUCCAGGCCAGCUCUCUGCUGUGGCCCGGGAGUGCAGUGGAGGUUGGCCCAAGUCCUUGGGCCCUGCACCCCAUGGAAGACCAGGAUGAGCACCUGGCUCCUGCCAUCAGAUCGGCGCAGUGCGCCGGCCGUAGCGCGGCUGCCAUUGGAGGGUGAACCAACGGCAAAGGAAGACCUUUCUCUCUCUCUCUCUCACUGUCCACUCUGCCUGUCAAAAAAAUAGACAAUGGACUGUGCUUUAGCAGAAGACACCAAACUGAUGUUAAUUUGUAGGUCAUGAGCUAGCCGGAGGCACAAAGGAACCAACUCUCUGUCCUCAGCUUGCUGGGUCUACCUUUCCCCUUUAGCCUCUGACCUCAGUAUAAGAAUGACACACAUUUGUUAAGCUCUAGCAGGCAAGAUUACAGUAUUAGAAGGAUAAGGAGUCCAAGACUCCAAAUUAACUUGCCAAGGUCUUUAAAGAGGGAAGGUGACCCUAGAAUUAAAGACCAGGGUUCCACAGGGUUCUUUUCCAGAGUGGCCUCAUCAGGGCCUUGUACUUUUGCGGCCCCUCCUCCUCCCUUUUUCUUUUUUAAAGAUUUAUUUUGUUUAUUUGAAAGAGUUACAGAGAGAGGUAGAGAGAGGUCUUCCAUCCACUGGUUCACUCCCCAGUUGGCCGCAAUGGCUGGAGCUGUGCCUAUCUGAAGCCAGGAGCCAGGAGCUUCUGGGUCUCCCACGUGGGUGCAGGGGCCCAAGGACUUGGGCCAUCUACUACUUUCCCAGGCCACAGCAGAGAGCCGAAUCGGAAGAGGAGCAGCCAGGGCUUUAACCCGCUGUGCUACAGUGCCAGCCCCCCUCCUCCCUCUAAAACCCCUCUGGACCUUCCCUCCAGCCCCCACCCAGCUCUGGUCUCAUAGCACUUCUGAGCAUGUCAGCCAACCUGAGUGUCAUCGGCGGGCCUCCAGCACCUCCUCACCAUCUCAUGCCUGUGGACAGUCAGGCCUGCCUCCCUCAGCCUCCACCCGCUCCAGAGGAGAGAGAAACCAAACAGUUUGCACGC
This is a messenger RNA of Oryctolagus cuniculus (rabbit), 5046 nucleotides long. RefSeq names its product lymphocyte antigen 6 family member G5B (gene LY6G5B). The record is from RefSeq and is a predicted model, not a curated record. Lineage: Eukaryota; Metazoa; Chordata; Mammalia; Lagomorpha; Leporidae. Gene Ontology annotation, cellular component: external side of plasma membrane.